AUGACGGGCAUCCUUGCUCCCGUCACAUCAGCAUUUGGCAUGCCACUACCUUCAAAGAAUCGUCUAAAAGGAUCCUCGGCCACCACAAAUUCUUCCUCAACUCCCCCUUCGCCUACUACUUCUACCUUUUCUUCCCCUUCUAUCUCUUCACCUAAAACUCCUUCACGUUUAAUCACUUCCUUCACUCCAGCCCCGGUGCAGGUCCCCUCAUCGCCCCCACUAUCUGCCGUCUCAAUAGACUCGGUCCUCUCACAAGCCAAAGCCAAAAGUCUGACAUCAUCAGCGACGUCGCUCGAUAUGGCGAGCCCGGAGACCAGCCGGCCUGCUUCAGCAGUGCUUAGCAUUGACACAAGACCAUCCGCUGCUAUUUUGAGUUCGGCUUUCUCAUCGCCUCGUUCCGCGUCUCCCUCUAGAACUAUUCGCGAAACCAUGCGCGAUAGCGCCGUUGAACUGCGCAAUUCUGCUCGAUCUAGUAUGGAUGGCACAACCACCACUACCAACGGCGCUGUUGUUCCCAGCAGCCGCACUUCUCUCGACAGCGGUCGAACAAGCAUGAGCUCUGACUGGCCUGUUCACCCUGGCGAAAUCAACACUAUUGCACAGCUCGAUACUUUGCCCAUUGGCACCGAAGUCACUUUCCGAGCCCGUAUCGAGACUCAGCGACCUAUUUCAAAGGUUCUCGACUUCCUCCUCCUCCGCGACCAGACACAUUCCGUUCAGGGUGUUCUCGCCCGUGAUGCCAGUAAUGCCGACUUUAUCACAUGGGUACGAAAGAUCAACCCCGAAUCUCUUGUCCAGAUCACUGGUAUCCUCAAGAGCCCUCCCGAGCCGAUUCGAUCGGCUACACACUCCAAUGUUGAGGUCGACGUCGGGUCUGUUCACCUCGUCAACCCCGCUCAGAACCUCCCCUUUAGCAACUACAAGCCCCCGGAGACCCUGCGCAACCGCAUGAACGCCCGAAUUCUCGAUCUCCGACACCCUUCCAACCAGGCGCUUUUCCGUGUGCGCUCAAUGGUCUCCCGCAUCUUCCGAAACACCCUCGAAGAGCAAGGCUUUGUUGAGAUCAAUACCCCUAAGCUUCAGCCUGCCGCCACUGAAAGUGGUGCUGCUGUCUUCGCCGUAAACUACUUCGGUCGUCGUGCUUUCCUCGCCCAGAGUCCUCAGCUCGCCAAGCAAGAGGCUAUCUCUGCCGACUUCGGUCGCGUUUUCGAGAUUGGCCCUGUCUUCCGUGCCGAGAACUCCAAUACUCACCGUCACUUGACGGAAUACACUGGCCUCGAUCUUGAGAUGGCCAUUGACACCGACUAUCAUGAGGUCAUCCAAUUCAUCGACAUAUUCCUCAAGGAAGUCUUCAGGACCGUUUAUGCCUCACGAGAGCUCGAGGUCAUUCGCAAGAGAUGGCCUAGUGGUGAGUUCAAGUGGCUAGAGGAAACCCCCAUCAUCCCCUUCAGCGAAGGUAUCCAGAUGCUCCGUGAUGACGGACGUGACGUCGAGGAGGAGGAUCUGUCGACUCCCGACGAGAUGAGACUUGGCCAGCUUGUGCGCGAGAAGUACGGUACAGACUACUACGUCCUCGACAAGUUCCCUGCCAACGCUCGCCCCUUCUACACUGCCAAGGACCCCGAAGAUCCCAAGUGGACUCGGUCUUUCGAUAUCUUCAUUCGAGGCCAGGAGAUUUGCUCCGGUGGUCAACGUAUCCACAACGUCGAUGAGCUGCGCGCCAACAUGGCUGCCGCUGGCAUGGCCGAGGAUGGUAUGGAGGAUUACCUUACUGCCUUUGAGCUAGGUGCUCCGCCCCAUGCUGGUGCUGGUCUUGGUCUUGAGCGAAUCGUGGCUUGGAUGCUUGAGCUUGGUGAUGUUCGAUAUGCAUCUCUAUUUCACCGUGAUCCCAAAUCUCUUCCUACUAAGGCACCUGGUUUGCCUCACCCUGAGGCUGAUACUACCAAGCCUCACCACGCCGACUCUCCUCCUCCCAUCGAGAAACUCAUUGCCAACUACGGUGAUGCUACCAACACCUCCUGGCUCGAUGAUCGUUUCCAGAUUUGGCGACACUCCACGGGUGCCGCUGUUGGAUGGGUCCAACGCGAGAAGUUUGCUAUGAUCACUGGUGAUCCUCUCUGCGACCGCAGCCAGUACACUCAAGUCAUCCGCGACUUUAUCCACUACAUUACUGUGGACCUCCGAUUGACACCUUUCUGGAUGCUGGUUUCUUAUGAGGUCCAGAAGAUUCUUGCCUCUGAACUUCGCUGGCGAAGCUUGUCUUGCACCGAGGAGCAGCGUGUCGACGCUGAUAAGCAUAACAGCGCCCAGAUCGAUGGCCUUGCUGCCAAGGCUCGCCGCGUUGAACGUGAGGGUGUCAAGAUCCAUGAGGUUAAGCCCGACGAAGACUUCAUCUCUCGUGCUAACCCCGCCAUCGAAGCAUGGAAGGGCACUCGCAAGGGCAAACAGGUCCACCUUACUGAGGUCCGCCCCUGGAUCGACCAGGAGCACCGCCGAUACUUUGCUGCCGAGAAGGAUGGCAAGGUCAUCUCCAUGGUCGUUUUGGCCAAGCUUGCUCCUCGCCACGGCUGGCAGGUCAAGUGGGCUCUGGACUUCCCUGGUGCCGUUAACGGCGCCAUCGAGGUGCUUGUGAGCUUUGCUCUUCAAAACGUCAGCGGAAAGGUUACCUUUGGCGCUGGUGUUUCCGAGAAGCUUACCCCUGGCGAGCACGUUGGCGGUAUUCGUGCCAAGUUCCUCAGUGCCAGCUACCGAUCCAUCGUCGACAGUCUCGGCCUCCGUCGCAAGGCAUCAUUCCGAUCCAAGUUCGGUGCCCUCGGCGAGGAAAUCUACAUCUGCUACCCCAAGCACGGUGUCGGCCUGCGCGAUCUACAGAACGUCAUCAAGUUCUUCACCGACUAA
This is a messenger RNA of Fusarium tjaetaba, 2898 nucleotides long. Its product is annotated as aspartyl-tRNA synthetase. Gene Ontology annotation, biological process: aspartyl-tRNA aminoacylation. Bases 1 to 2898 code for a protein of 965 amino acids. Gene Ontology annotation, cellular component: cytoplasm; aminoacyl-tRNA synthetase multienzyme complex; cytosol. The record is from RefSeq and is a predicted model, not a curated record. Gene Ontology annotation, molecular function: aspartate-tRNA ligase activity; ATP binding; RNA binding. The transcript has a single exon. NCBI's taxonomy places the organism in Eukaryota, Fungi, Ascomycota, Sordariomycetes, Hypocreales, Nectriaceae.